AUGGCGAACACUUAUGCAAGCGACACGCCAUGCCUGCCCUCAUACCAGGACGCUAUCGCGCGGGUCGACUGGCUCGAUCUGGUAGCGCCGUACAUGAAUGUGAAGCACUACGCCCGUCUCUGCCGUGUGUCGAAACGUUUCUAUGCCCAGUUCGCUCCCCGCCUGUGGAAUGAUCCUGUAACUGUGGUGUGCCUGCUCAGCAGGGACCCCGUAGAUCUCGACUGGCUGUAUGUGUUUCUGGCCCAUUGCAUCAAGCGAGUGCGGCCGGAGACGAGGGCUCUUGUUCGCUCGCUCGACCUGCGGCCUCUGUUGGCUGCCGUCUCGGUGGCCCAGUUCUCGGUCUCGAUGGCGGGAUCUUCCGCUCUCUUGAGCCGGGCGCUGUCUGUAUUUCCUAGCUUGGCCUGUCUGCUUGUGGACGGUCACCCUGAUCUCGAUCUUGCGUCUCUGGCAGCUCGGCCUGUUUCGGAGGACGCGAGCGGGCAUCCUCUGCUGCUGCUGAGCAUCCCGCGGUGCCAGACGGAACUGCCCGCGGCCUUUUUCGCCUCGCCGCUCCUGAGGAGUCUCGUGUACCUCGAUGUGUCGUACCUGCCCGGCUCACUGAAGACUGCUCUGGCCCAGAAGACGCUGAGUCCCGCCUCACUGCCCUACCUUCGCAUAUUGAAGGCCCAAGGGCGCGAGAUGGAUGAUGCAACGGCGGCCCUUCUCUUCAAGGUCUUUGGGGCGCAGCUCUGGAGCGUGGAUCUGAGCCGCAACCGGCUUACUGACGCUGUCUUUGAGGACAUGGACCUCUGCUUUGCGCCUGUUCCUUGCCGGAAAGGGGAUGCUGGUGUUGAGGGAUCAAUCAUGCAGCACUCGGCGUUAGGAACGAGCAUGUUUGGACUCUUCAGCCACAUCUGGGAGUCAAAAUGGAGCGGGACGUUCAACCAUCCUCACAGGUAUCUUGCAGAUGCUCCUGGGUAUUCUCAAGACGUCCAUACCAAUCGGUUGGACGGCACGGUCAAGAUACACGACGAUUCAGCUGACGCGGUCAAGACCCUGCUCUCCGGCGGUGCUGGACGCCAUAGCCCCGUGCUGGAGCGCAUUCCUGGGCUCGUCAUUUGCCAGAGCCCCUUUGGCCUCACCCACCUGUACCUGAACGGCAACAGCAUCUCGGCUGCUGCCCUGACCAAACGGAUGCGCAUGUCGCCCGGCCUGCUGCAACACCUCGAGUGUGAUACUCCGCUCUUCACCAUACCCGAGGCAGCCCGACGACGAUCGUGGCUGGCCAGCAAGGAGGUGAAGCUCUGGGGCAUCCUCGGGGAGGCUCACUGGUUCCGGUCGCUCGUCGCGCCCGACCUGCAGGUCUUGCGCAUCCACCACUCGCUGGUUACGCAGCUGCUGACUCUACACAUCCCGUACCGGUUGCCCAUGGAGACCUUGUGGCUGGCCGAGACAUAUCUGCUGCCACGCGCGGAGAUGGCGUAUCCCCAAGCCUUCGUGCCUGAUAUGAACCCGCGCCUGCGGUCCCUGACGCUGACGCACAUCCCGAGGUAUUCGACGGGUCGUCUGAUUGAGAAGCUGAUUGCCUUUUUAAAGCUGGCUUCGCUUCAGGAGAGGGCGGUCCAGGAUGUUAGACGAUCGAGCAGUCGGAGGGGACCGGCUGUGCUAUCGGGUCUCAGGCACAUUCGGCUUGAAUUUCAGCCGGAUCCUCGUCAGACUUUUGAAGAGGACCUAAAUUAUGAUGAGGAGUUGGACUUUGAGCGGUCACUUACCAGUUUCCAGGAAUUCAGCAUCACAGAUACUCUCAAUUGGGAUUCAUCCCUGGCCGAUGAGAAGCCAGUUGCGCAGAGACAAGUUGACCCUUCCCCCUACGGUACCUGUCUCCCCAACACCGCUCCACCCGCGUCCGAACCCAAGGAGACCUCCCCUACUCAAUCGGUCCAACUCACCCCCUUCUACCCCUACAGCAUCCGUGAGAACGAGAACAAGAACACUAUGCGCCACACCUGGACGUACCAUGGCCGGACCGUCAUCGCACCUGUCUUCAUUGGCGACGGCCACCUCCGUCCAAGUAACCAUCCGGCUUUGAACGAGUACAUGCGGCUGCUGGCCAGCGGCGAUGCCGAUCUCCUCGCCGACCCUGAGCCCGCGUCACCAUGCCAUGUGGCGGCGGGCGUGCCGGGGGGUGCGAUCGUGUUUGGGGCGGCUUGGAAGGGGAUAUUGGCGACGUUGAGUGAUCGGAAUUGGAGUGCGCUGCCUACACCUCCGCUGCUGCCGCGUGGGAUGAGUAAUAGUAGCAGCAGCGGCAAUACGGGUAGCAAGAGUGAGAGUUUGAAGGCCGGUCUUGGCGGCUGUGCCAGCGGUGAUUUAUCAUCAUGUGCUGUGCAUGGUUGCGAAGGAUGCGCCGGCAACAAUUAUACAACGCCUUUCUUGGGGCAAAAAACUUGUUCUAGUACCGGCUCGGGGCCAACGGAAAAUCAUCAAGCCUAUAUUACCCCCCAAAGUCACGUUCAAUUCCAAUCCCAGGUUUCGUCCCCUCGCAAAGCGCCAAAACCGACGCGCGCCCAGCUGGCGCAGAUGCGUGACGUCGUGGCUGCUAUCAAGGCGUAUCGUGCCCAGACGAGGGCCGCGUAUGAGGAAGAGAAGAGAAAAGCGAAGGCAGAAGGGAGGGAGAUAUUGCUGGGGGAGCCACAUUUUCAUUGGAUGGGGAGCUUGGAGGUUGUUGUGCCCGUUGGGGGUUGA
Thermochaetoides thermophila DSM 1495 is the source of this 2721-nucleotide messenger RNA. RefSeq lists its product as uncharacterized. The transcript is spliced from 2 exons. The coding region runs from base 1 to 2721 and encodes 906 amino acids. The record is from RefSeq and is a predicted model, not a curated record. Lineage: Eukaryota; Fungi; Ascomycota; Sordariomycetes; Sordariales; Chaetomiaceae.